GUUAUUUUCCUGCGCCCACGCACCAAACUUGCACAUAAGUAAAGAAGAGAUCGAAGAAGAACUGACUUUUUGCAGAAUUCCACAAAGAUGCGAUUAACCACGGUGUUUAUUGUCACCAUCGUUCUUAUCGCGAUGGUGGAGUUAUCCGAAACAAGAGGGAGAUCAGGAGGUUCUAGAAGCUUCAGAACCAGUAGAACGAGAAGUAGCUCUGGAGGAUCAAGCUCAAAGCCUAAAAUCACCAAAUACACGCCAAUCACCGCUACUUCAGCUCGCUCUCCAGUGAUUGUCUCACAAACUCAUAUGGGUUCGCGUUCAAACACGUUCAAUAAAGUUGUCUUUGCCUACGCGUUGCACCAGUACGCUUUCAGCAACGCUCCAGUCUAUCGGCAGGGAUAUCCAAUGUACCGGAUUUAUGUAUCUAUCCCAGAGGAAAGAGCUGUAAGGGUGACCUAUGAGAGAGAAAGGUUGCUGGAUGAGGAAGGAAAUUUGUGUUUGGGUUCAUCAGCAGGGAGUCAAACUUUGGAGGAAGGAAUUGACGAUAACUUGGUUCACUUGAAUACUACAGUGAAGUACAAAAAUGGAGAAACAAAAACACUACUCGGUGUCGAUAAGACGGUGUCGCUGGAAGACAUCAAGGAUCAAGACUUCAAAGUCAUAUGCCUCGCCAGUUACAACGUCGCGAUUGUUAAAGGAACCACUUGUACACAGGUGGAAAAGACCAUCGAGGGUACGAUGGUUACCAUGUACGAGACAAAUCCAAACGGUUCGAGUCAGUUGAACGGAAAUAACAACCUCCUUUCAAUUUUGAUUGCGUUGUGUGUAUUAGUCAAAACAUUUAUUCACCAACAGUAAGAAUCGGACUGGCCAUUGUGUCUAGAUUGUCCGUUGUAUUCGAGAGAUGAUCGAUUCGAUUUGAUAGCCGAUCUCUUAUUACGCGCAAAGUAGUAUGUAAUCAGAAUUUGAUAUUCAUCAGUUAGGUGACGAUCAAUUAUGCAUGGCACGCCAUUCGGCAAUUUCAUUUGACUGGUAGUAACCUAAUGCUAAAUUUGCAUUUUGUUUGUGUUUUCUGCAUCGCUACCGAUGACACUUAAUCCGUAGUUAAAAAAAUAGGUUCUUAUCAUGUAAAUACAAUUUUAGUAGGAUGUUUUGAUUUGCUAAAUAAACGAAAUGUGUUCGCGUGAGGAAAGCUAUGCACGACUAAU
Messenger RNA from Pocillopora verrucosa, 1202 nucleotides. RefSeq lists its product as uncharacterized. NCBI's taxonomy places the organism in Eukaryota, Metazoa, Cnidaria, Anthozoa, Scleractinia, Pocilloporidae. The record is from RefSeq and is a predicted model, not a curated record.